Messenger RNA from Arachis stenosperma, 737 nucleotides. RefSeq names its product beta-adaptin-like protein C. The record is from RefSeq and is a predicted model, not a curated record. The transcript has 2 exons. The coding region runs from base 212 to 586 and encodes 124 amino acids. Lineage: Eukaryota; Viridiplantae; Streptophyta; Magnoliopsida; Fabales; Fabaceae.
CUUUCAUUCGCUUGGUGCUGAAUUGCAGCUUAACAGUUGCAUAUUAAUUAUCAGUGGCUGCAUCCUCAUGUAUUAUAUUAACUUGUUAAGCAAGGGGCUAGUUUUGAUUUCUUUAGUCCUUUGAUGUCGACUUUUUUAGAAAGGCUGUUCGCGCAAUUGGUCGUUGUGCAAUCAAAUUAGAGACGAUUCAGAUAUUGAGGGCCCACAACAGAUGAUUCAGGUAGCUAAGGAUGUUGUGUUAGCUGAGAAACCUGUGAUAACUGAUGACUCAAACCAACUUGAUUCGUCUCUGCUUGAUGAGCUCCUUGUCAACAUUACUACAUUAUCUUCAGUUUAUCACAAGCCUCCAGAUGCAUUUGUGACCCGUGCACACACCUCAGCCCAGAAAGCUGAAGAUGAAGAGUAUCCUGAGGGAAGUGAAACAGCAUAUUCUGAGUCAUCUUCUGCAAAUCCUGCCAAUGGUGCUGUUUCAACCCCGGAAUCCGUUGCACCGCCAUCACCUCCACCUGCCGUGCCUGUGCCGGAUUUACCUGGUGAUUUGAUGAGUCUUGUUCCUGCUGAUGAACCAGCUACUCCUGCCGGGUGAGUUAAACAUGGAUAAUUUUGACACAAAAUUGUGGCUUGCUUAUUUGAUAUUUCCUAUAAGAUGAUUGGCUAUAUUCUGUUCUAAUUAUUUUACUUGUUUAGAACAUUAUUACUUUUGUAUUGAAAUGGUGGCCGACAAUGAUUUACAUGAA